This is a messenger RNA of Bufo bufo (common toad), 2003 nucleotides long. RefSeq names its product SPARC related modular calcium binding 1 (gene SMOC1). The record is from RefSeq and is a predicted model, not a curated record. Gene Ontology annotation, molecular function: protein binding; extracellular matrix binding; heparin binding. Bases 205 to 1602 code for a protein of 465 amino acids. Lineage: Eukaryota; Metazoa; Chordata; Amphibia; Anura; Bufonidae. Gene Ontology annotation, cellular component: basement membrane. The transcript has 13 exons. Gene Ontology annotation, biological process: extracellular matrix organization.
CAAGGCGAGAACCACAGGAGAGACAUCUGUGCAUGUCCACUUACUUUGCUUUCCUAGAUUUUUUUUUUUUUAUAUUAUUAUUAUUUGAAUAUUUUUUUUUAAGUAUUAGGUUUGGCUUAAUUUUCCAAACGGCAGAAAAUCUGAAGAUUAACCCUUAUACGUCUGUUUUAUAAACUUUUGCACCUGUUUUGAAGAGGAAACGCAAUGAUCCAGAGACGUUUUGCCAUGAUUGUCACUUUACUCCUUGUCCUGCUGCAUGAGACACAGUCAUUGAACCACAGGGGAACUGGACCCCGGUUUUUAAUAAGUGACCGGGACAGAGAUCCACAGUGCAGUCCUCACUGCUCCAGAACACAGUCCAAACCGGUUUGUGCUUCAGAUGGGCGAACCUAUGAGUCUAUGUGCGAUUACCAAAGAGCCAAGUGCAAGGAUUCUGCCCUCAGUGUUGUUCAUCGAGGGAGAUGCAAAGAUGCUGGACAGAGCAAGUGUCGGCUGGAAAGAGCACAGGCCCUGGAACAAGCAAAGAAGCCGCAGGAGGCAGUUUUCAUCCCAGAGUGCAAUGAAGAUGGCUCUUUCACUCAAGUGCAGUGUCAUACUUAUACCGGAUAUUGCUGGUGUGUUACCUCAGACGGUAAACCUGUAAGUGGCUCUUCGGUGCAGAACAAAACACCGACAUGUUCAGGUUCAGUAACGGAUAAGCCCUCAAGCCAGGGUAAUGCAGGCCGGAAAGUUUCUUUCCGUUUCUUUCUAACCCUAAAUUCAGAUGACGGAUCCAGACCUACGCCUACCAUGGAGACGCGGCCUGUAUUUGAAGGAGACGACAUCACAGCACCGACACUAUGGAUCAAGCACCUUGUUAUCAAAGAUGCAAAAAUAAAUGGUUCUAGCAUGAGGCAAUCAGAGAAAAUAAACUCCUGUGACCAGGAGAGGCAAAGUGCUCUGGAAGAGGCCAGAGAAAAUCCAAGGGAGGGAAUUGUGAUUCCCGAGUGUGCACCAGGAGGUCUCUACAAACCAGUACAGUGUCACCAGUCCACUGGUUAUUGCUGGUGCGUUUUAGUAGACACAGGUCGCCCAUUACCUGGAACGUCGACACGAUAUGAAACUCCAGUGUGUGAAAGUGAUGCAAGGUGGAAAAAUACAGACGCCGAGGAUCCAUUUAAGGACAGAGAGUUACCAGGUUGUCCUGAUGGGAAGAAACUAGAAUUCAUCACAAGUUUACUGGAUGCCCUCACCACAGACAUGGUGCAAGCAAUCAACUCAGCGGCCCCAGCAGCAGGCGGCAGAUUCUCAGAACCUGAUCCCAACCACACACUGGAGGAACGUGUAGUUCUUUGGUAUUUCAGCCAACUAGACAGCAACGGCAGUGAAGACAUCAACAAAAAGGAGAUGAAACCCUUCAAAAGAUAUGUAAAGAAGAAAGCCAAACCCAAGAAAUGCAGCAGGAAGUUCACCGACUACUGUGACCUAAACAAGGACAAAUCCAUCUCACUCGCAGAGCUUAAAGGAUGUCUAGGUGUACGCAAAGAUCCAGGUACCAGCGCUGGCAGUUUUCCUCCUGGGAGGAGACCAGGCUCUAACCCUUUCAUAGGUCGUCUUGUGUAGACAUUCCUACAAUAUUAAGAACGAAGGAGAAAAGCAAAGAGCGUCAUCGUAUUCGGACCAAUCACAUAGGCAGCCGAGGAGCUCUCAAUAUUUGCACUUUUAAGUGGACUUUAUACGUAACAUUUAUUUUUUUUAAAUCCAAUUUCCGAUGUGGAGAGAACGAGAAACAUUGUGUUUUUCCUUAUUAGAUUUUUUUUAAUUGAAAAAAAAAAAAAUGAAAGAAUCUGCUACUGACAUGUUAGUAAUUGAACUCAUUGUGACUCUGGAUAAGAGAGUUUUGUACAUAAUUGUAUAUGUGAAUUGUACAGUCUCAUUUGUACAGGUCUUAACACUUUGGUCUAUUAUAGGAGUCUAGUCGGCCCCCUGUCCCUUUUCCUGAUUUUCGUCUUGUGAUAAUAGCA